Silurus meridionalis is the source of this 3430-nucleotide messenger RNA. Its product is annotated as NAD(P) transhydrogenase, mitochondrial-like. The record is from RefSeq and is a predicted model, not a curated record. Gene Ontology annotation, molecular function: NADP binding; NAD binding. Gene Ontology annotation, cellular component: mitochondrial inner membrane. Lineage: Eukaryota; Metazoa; Chordata; Actinopteri; Siluriformes; Siluridae. Gene Ontology annotation, biological process: NADPH regeneration; proton transmembrane transport. Bases 190 to 3387 code for a protein of 1065 amino acids. The transcript is spliced from 21 exons.
AUGUCACUAAGCCUUUGCCCAACACACACACACACACACAAACAAGAACAGAAGGAGAGUGUUUGUGUUCCUCUGUGAGAAGACCAUGUGCAAAGGAGCCUAAAGAAGAGACCUCUAGGGACAGUGCAGAGUGUGUGAAAAGUGUGUCAGGAGUGUGUGUGAGAAGUGUGUGUGCGGAGUGUGUGAGUCAUGUCCAUGUUGCAGUGUGUGUGUGGCGUCUCGGUCAGACGUUUUCACAACAUUCCAGCACUCUGGAACCAACAUGCGGCUAAAGGUGUUCGUUAUAAGGACUUAUUGGUGGGCGUUCCUAAGGAAAUCGUAAAGAAUGAGCGGCGCGUUGCGGUGUCCCCUGCGGGCGUAGAGGCGCUAGUAAAGCAGGGUUUCCAGGUGACGGUGGAAGAAGGAGCUGGCCGAGAGGCAAAGUUCUCCGACCAGCAAUACCAAGCUGCAGGGGCCUCGAUCACAAACACCAUGGGAGCAUUUAACUCGAACCUUGUGCUCAAAGUGCGAGGACCAGUGUUUAAUGACUCCUUGGGCCUCCAUGAGGCAGAGCUGCUGAAGGAAGGUUCCACUCUGGUGAGUUUUAUUUACCCGGCGCAGAAUGCCGAGCUGAUGGAGAGACUGGGGCAGCGUCGUAGCACUGUCCUCGCCAUGGACCAGGUACCACGUGUCACCAUUGCUCAGGGCUACGAUGCCCUUAGCUCCAUGGCCAACAUUGCUGGGUAUAAAGCUGUGGUCCUUGCUGCAAACCAUUUUGGUAGAUUUUUUACUGGUCAAAUUACAGCAGCAGGGAAGGUUCCUCCUGCAAAGGUGCUAGUGAUUGGAGGUGGAGUAGCUGGCCUAGCUGCUGCAGGAGCCGCUAAAUCUAUGGGAGCGAUUGUGAGAGGUUUUGACACCAGACCUGCAGCUCUGGAGCAGUUUAAGUCUUUUGGGGUGGAGCCUCUGGAGGUGGAUCUGAAGGAAUCUGGGGAAGGAAUCGGAGGCUACGCCAAGGAGAUGUCCAAAGAGUUCAUCGAGGCUGAGAUGGCUUUGUUCGCCAAACAGUGCAAAGAAGUGGAUAUCAUCAUUAGCACCGCGCUUAUUCCUGGUAAGAGAGCACCUGUGUUAAUAAAGAGGGAGAUGGUGGAGAGUAUGAAGGAUGGGUCAGUGGUGGUGGAUUUGGCAGCAGAAGCAGGAGGAAAUAUAGAGACAACAAAACCUGGAGAACUGUACACACACAAGGGAGUAACACACGUUGGUUACACAGAUCUGCCGAGUCUCAUGGCCACUCAGGCGAGCGCUUUGUACUCCAACAAUGUGCUGAAGCUGCUGAAAGCCAUCAGUCCUGAUAAAGAGAAAUUCCACUUUACCCCCAGCGACACAUUCGACUACGGCACCAUCGAUCAUGUCAUCAGAGGCACUGUGGUCAUGCUGGAUGGUAGGAAUAUUUUCCCCGCCCCCUUACCGAGCACGGCCCCGCCCACCGCACCAGCCAAACAGAAAACAGUCGCCGAGCUGGAGGCAGAGAAAAGGGCGAGCAUUUCUCCAUUCAGAAAAACCAUGACCUCUGCCGGAGUUUACACAGCAGGCAUGUCCUCAGUGAUCGGGCUGGGCCUCAUCUCCCCCAACGCGGCGUUCACUCAGAUGGUGACGACAUUCGGCCUGGCAGGAAUCAUUGGGUAUCACACGGUGUGGGGCGUCACCCCCGCUUUACACUCCCCGCUAAUGUCCGUUACCAAUGCCAUCUCAGGUCUGACAGCAGUAGGUGGUUUGGUGUUGAUGGGUGGAGGACUCUUUCCUUCUACACUUCCGGAAUCUCUUGCUCUGCUUGCUGCCUUUGUUUCCUCAAUCAAUAUUGCAGGUGGGUUUCUCAUCACACAGAGGAUGUUGGACAUGUUUAAGAGACCUACAGAUCCUCCAGAGUAUAAUUACCUGUACACAAUCCCCGGAGCUGUGUUUGUGGGCGGAUAUGGAGCGGCGCAUUUCUCCGGAUACAACAUUGAACAGAUGAUGUAUCUGGGUGCGGGUCUGUGCUGUGUUGGGGCGUUAGCUGGUCUCUCGGCUCAGGGUACCAGUCGCCUUGGUAACGCGUUAGGGAUGAUUGGAGUGGCAGGUGGUAUCACUGCUACACUCGGAGCGCUCAAACCGUCACCUGAACUCCUGACACAGAUGACCCUCGCCAUGGCAACCGGAGGAACUCUGGGUCUCACAGUGGCUAAGAAGAUCGAGAUCUCAGACCUUCCUCAGCUGGUUGCUGCGUUCCAUAGUCUGGUGGGACUCGCGGCAGUUCUUACCUGCGUUGCAGAGUUCAUGAUUGAGCACCCGCACCUCGACACUCAUCCAGCUGCCUCAGUGCUAAAGUGUGUCGCCUACCUGGGGACAUACAUCGGCGGAGUGACCUUCACCGGCUCCCUCGUGGCCUACGGCAAGCUGCAAGGUCUUCUGGACUCCGCCCCCCUGCUCCUCCCUGGUCGUCACCUGUUGAAUGCGAGUCUGAUGGCUGCCUCUGCAGGGGGAUUAGUGCCCUUCAUGCUAACUGACAAUUACAUGAUGGGGAUGGGCUGUCUGCUUUCUGUCUCCGCUCUCUCUGGGGUCAUGGGUGUGACUCUGACUGCAGCGAUAGGUGGCGCUGACAUGCCUGUAGUGAUCACGGUGUUGAACAGUUACUCAGGUUGGGCUCUGUGUGCUGAAGGUUUCCUGCUCAAUAAUAACCUCAUGACUAUUGUGGGAGCUCUGAUUGGCUCAUCCGGCGCCAUCCUCUCUUACAUCAUGUGUGUGGCAAUGAAUCGAUCUCUUCCUAACGUGAUCCUGGGUGGAUACGGAACCACAUCCUCAGCCGGAGGAAAGCCGAUGGAGAUCGUAGGCACACACACCGAAGUGAACCUGGACCAGGCUGUGGAGCUGAUCAAAGAGGCCAACAGCAUUAUCAUCACACCUGGUUGGGGUCUGUGUGCAGCGAAGGCUCAAUAUCCCAUCGCGGACAUGGUAAAGAUGCUGAGAGAGCAGGGCAAAACUGUCAGGUUUGGGAUUCACCCAGUGGCAGGACGCAUGCCAGGGCAGCUGAACGUGCUAUUGGCUGAAGCUGGGGUUCCUUAUGAUGUCGUUCUGGAAAUGGAUGAGAUUAACGAGGAUUUCCCUGACACUGAUUUGACGCUCGUGAUCGGUGCCAACGACACGGUGAACUCCGCAGCUCAGGAGGAUCCAAACUCCAUCAUCGCCGGGAUGCCUGUGCUGGAGGUGUGGAAGUCCAAGCAGGUGAUUGUGAUGAAGCGGACAUUAGGGGUAGGUUACGCCGCCGUGGAUAAUCCCAUCUUCUACAAACCCAACACUGCCAUGCUGCUGGGAGACGCCAAGAAAACCUGCGACAGUCUGCAGGCAAAAAUCAGAGACUCCUUCAGCAUGAACUAGAGAGACGACAUUUAAUAUCACUGUAAUAAAGUGCAUUACAUCA